GGCAUGGUGAGCCCGGGGCGGCCGCUCCCCGCCGGGACCCGGCGGGCGGCCUCGCUGCUCCGCCCCAGCCUCCUCCUGCUGCUGCUGCCGUUGCUGCUGCGGAGCACCGAGGCGCAGAAAGGUGAUGGGUGUGGACACACUGUGCUGGGCCCUGAGAGCGGGACCCUGGCCUCCAUAAACUACCCGCGGACCUCUCCCAAUAGCACGGUUUGCGAGUGGGAAAUCCGUGUGAAGCCUGGCCAGCGAGUUCAGCUCAAGUUUGGCGAUUUCGAUAUUGAUGACUCCGAUUCCUGUCACUCCAGUUACCUGAGAGUUCAUAAUGGCAUUGGCCCCAACAGGACAGAGAUAGGAAAAUACUGUGGGUUUGGCUUUCAAAUGGAUGGUUUAAUUACUUCAAAAAGUAAUGAAGUCACAGUACAGUUCAUGAGUGGAAUUCACACUUCUGGACGUGGAUUUCUUGCAUCUUAUUCAACUACUGACAAAUCAGACUUAAUUACCUGUUUAGACAAUGCAAGUCACUUUUCCGAACCAGAAUUCAAUAAGUAUUGUCCAGCUGGAUGUGUGAUUCCUUUUGCUGAUAUUUCAGGCACUAUUCCUCAUGGAUACAGAGAUUCAUCAUCACUUUGUAUGGCUGGUGUUCACGCAGGCGUCGUGUCAAAUACUCUGGGUGGUCAAAUUAAUGUUGUAAUCAGCAAGGGCAUCCCAUACUAUGAAGGCUCCUUGGCUAACAAUGUCACCUCAAAAGUGGGACCCUUAUCUACAAGUCUCUUCACCUUUAAGACGAGCGGUUGCUAUGGCACACUGGGGAUGGAAUCUGGGGUGAUUCCUGAUUCCCACAUCACAUCAUCAUCUAUUCUUGAGUGGCCUAACCAAACAGGACAAGUAAACAUUUGGAAACCUGAAAAUGCCAGACUAAAAAGGAUUGGGCCUCCCUGGGCUGCUUUUAUCAAUGAUGAACAUCAGUGGUUGCAGAUCGACUUGAAUAAAGAAAAGAAGAUAACAGGAAUUAUAACUACUGGAUCAACUUUAGCAGAGCACUACUAUUAUGUCUCAGCCUACAGAAUUUUAUACAGUGAUGAUGCACAGAAGUGGACAGUGUACAGAGAACCUGGCAUGGGUAAAGAUAAGAUAUUUCAAGGGAAUACUGAAUUGUACCAGGAAGUUCGCAAUAAUUUCAUUCCACCCAUUGUUGCACGGUUUUUUAGGAUUAACCCCUUAAAAUGGCACCAGAAAAUUGCAAUGAAAGUAGAGUUGCUAGGAUGUCAGUUUAGUAUAGGUCGUGCUCCUAAAAUCACCUUGCCAUCACCACCUCAGAACAAGAAUGAUGAGAAGAAUGCUGACUUCAUGGAUGACUUCAUUCAUUCAGUGAAGACUUCACUGCAGACAGAUAAAACAACUUUCACACCUGAAAUAAAAAACACUACAGUGACUCCAAGUGUAACCAAAGAUGUGGCAUUGGCAGCAGUUCUGGUUCCAGUGCUGGUGAUGGUCUUCACUACUCUGAUUCUUAUCUUAGUUUGUGCGUGGCAUUGGAGAAACCGCAAGAAAAAAACUGAGGGCACAUAUGAUCUACCUUACUGGGAUCGUGCAGGAUGGUGGAAAGGGAUGAAGCAGUUUUUCCCAACCAAAUCAGCAGAACAUGAAGAAACUCCUGUACGCUACAGCAGCAGUGAAAUCAGUCACCUAAGAUCAAGAGAAGUCCCAACAAUGUUGCAAACAGAGUCUGCAGAAUAUGCUCAGCCCCUGGUAGGGGGAAUCGUGGGCACGCUUCACCAGAGAUCAACCUUCAAACCAGAGGAAGGAAAAGAAGCCAGUUACGCUGACUUGGACCCUUACAAUUCCCCCAUCCAAGAAGUUUACCACGCCUACGCUGAGCCGCUGCCUGUAACCGGACCCGAGUACGCGACUCCGAUCAUCAUGGACAUGUCCAGCCAUCCCAGCACACCUCUUGGCGCUCCUUCCAUUUCCACCUUCAAAGCUGCAGGGAAUCAAGCUCCUCCACUGGUCGGAACGUGCAAUAAACUGUUAUCCAGGACAGACAGUGCAUCCUCAGCACAGGCACUGUACGAUAUACCAAAGGGGCAGCCGGCGCCGGGCAGUGCCGACCAACUCGUGUACCAGGUGCCACAGAGCCUGGCCCAUCCCACUGUGAGUAAGGAUGAACAAAGUUAGCUCAUGGGUAAGGCAGAAUGAGGGCUCGUUUCUAAAAGCCAGUUCCAUAAAGCUCACGGUUUCACUUUUUAAAUUCCAUUGUUUUGGUGUCGUUAGUCUUAAAUAAUACAACGUUGAACCAAAAGAUGUGGUAUGGGAGGUCUGGGAAAACAGUGAUUCUGCUUUUCCUUAGCUGUGUGUACAAUGAACAGCUUGUCUCCUGCAAAACCUUGGACUUGUUUAUUACUACUGUACAAUUGUCUGUCAGACACGAGAGAAGAACUCGUCAUGAUUAGCUCCAGUAAUUCAUAGAUGUGAGUGGUAAAUUAGGAGAAACAGUUUAAGUACAAAAGCCUGUUAUUUCUUCCUAAUGGUACUAUUUCUGGGGGAAAAAAAAACCCCACCUUAAUACCCAAAGCUCUUAAUUUCUGUGCAAGCACUACAGCUUCUAAAAUUCCUCUUCUCUUUGUAAAAUGUCUGCACAACUUUGGACGUAACAAUCUGCUAUCAUGGCAAAAAUCCCUUCAGCUUCAUGGCAUAAAAUAUUUUGAUUCUGAAUUACAUUAUUUCAGCUUUUGUUAACAGAAUUGGGACUUCUCAGCUGUGUGUGCCUCAGAAGGUUCCUGCUUUGUUGGUUAGGUUAGCCUUCCAGAACUAGAAGCUGCUGUCUGUACAAUCUCUUUUCUGCCUCUUCUCCUUAUGCCACUCAGUCUCAUUCCUUCCUAGGGAGCCAGGAGGCACAGAUUGACACAAGCAAACUACCUGGCAACUGCUUUUACAUUUUUCCCUAUGCUGUGAGGGCCACUUGAAUAGCACCUGCCUCCAAGUCAUACCUCCCUGAUGCUCAGUGCACGAAGCACCCAGGUCUUGGAGGUGACUUGAAUUGAGAAAGGCCCUGCCCUCCCCCAGAGUGUCCAUUAUUCUGUGUUCAGGUGUGAGCUUAUACAAAAAAAAGAUCUGUACAUACUUUUGUGAGUGCUUAAGGAAGCACACAAAUAUUCUAAUGGUGCACAGUUUGUGUUAGACAUGCAUUUAGCACAUACGGUACGUUUUAGCACAACUGCCAAAUUUAGCCUUAGGGCUUUUUUUAAUGAUUGUUCUUAUUAGAAGCAUGAAAGAUUUCAAAACCUUUGCAAAAGAACCAGUACCAUUCCAAAGAGUGUCCAUUUCAGAUGUAUUUAUUGGAAUUUGUAUCCUUUGAAUGUUCCAGUGUUCUGUACUAUGAAAACGUUGCAGUCGGUCAUUUACUAGGGUAAUGUAGACUCAUUGUAGCUACGUAAUCACAAAACAAAACCAGUCUGAGUGGUGUAUUUUCCAUUUUUUAUCUUGUUAAAAAAAAGCACAGUUUUCUUACCUAAGUAGGAGAGAACCCCACUAUAAAAAUACUGUAUUUUUAUUCUAACAGCAUUAUUGGAAGGAUGCUGAAUCAAUUCCUUCAUGUGGGACCCCCUGGCUGCACAGUAGCCCAGUUUUAUGGACUUCAGGGGUUACUGUUUGUUUGUGAUGCAAUUCAAAGCCUUGUUUACAGCCCAGGUCCUUAAACGCUGUGGACAACGUCUGAAUGGAAGCCACAGUGCUGUUCAAGAGCUGCCACCAUGUCUUAAUAGCAGUACAGUGUCCUCACUCACCACUUCAGAAUCUGUUUGCAGAGGGGCUGUGUAUCAACUCUGGAGUCAGACAUCACUCGUGGCCUGUUCAGCAUCUAAAAUACGAUACUAUGUAGAAUCAUAGAAUGGCUGGUGUUGGAAGGGACCUUACUUGCAACCCCCUGCCAAGGGCAGGGACACCUCCCCCUAGAUCAGCUUGCUUAGAGCUCCAUUGAACCUGGCCUUGAACACUUCCAGGGAUGGUGUAUCCAUAAUUUCUUUGAACAACCUGUUCCAGUGUCUCACCAUCCUCACAGUAAAGAAUUUCUUCCCAGUCUGUAACCUAAGCUUCCCCUCUUUCAGUCUGUACCCUUUACUCCUUGUCCUGUCACUGCAGUUCCUGACAAGGAGUGCCUGUCUGGCUUCCCUUGGGGCCCCUUCAGAUACUGGAAGUUUGUAAUGGGGUUUCCACACAACCUCCUCUUCUCCAGGCUGAAGAGCCCCAACCUUCUCAGCCUGUCUCCACAGGGAAGGUGUUCCUGUCCUCUUGCCAACCUCGUGCCCUCCUCUGGACUUGCUCCAACAGAUCCAUGUCCUUCUUCUGUUGGGGGCACCAGAGCUGGGUGCAGCACUCCAGGUAGGGUCUCACCUGAGCAGAGGAGAAUCCCUCACCCUUCUGGCCACACUGCUUUUGAUGCAGCCCAGGAUCCCAUUGGCUUCCUGGGCUGUGAGAGCACAUUGCUGGCUCAUGUUGAGUUUUUCAUCAGCCAGCACCCCCCAGUCCUUCUCUGCAGGGCUGCUCUCUGUCACUUCUCUGCCCAAGCUGUCUGUGAGCCUGGGAUUGCCCUGACCCAGGUGUAGGACAACACCUUGCUCAACUCCACGAGGUGCCAGCUCUCAGGGCUGGCAUCUGCAUGGCAUCCCUUCCCUCCAGCGUGAUGGCACCUCACAGCUCGGUGCUGGGGGCAAAUUCACUGAGGGUGUGCUCAGUCCGUGUCCCUGUCACCAACAGAGAUGCUGAACAUUCUCUGUGCUACCUUAAAGCCCAGUUCUGCAAUUUCUGAUCAUUCAUUCUCAUUCAUUGAGAAUGACAUUUUUUAAUUACUUGUUUUAGAGCUAGGUGUCUUAAGCCUAAAUGUGAAUGUAAGGAUGGUAAAUAAGACCCAUUUGUGAACAGCAAAUUCCUGCCUGCAAUUGUGCUUUUGAUGUUGUUAUGUAAUUGCAACUUUUUCUGCCUGACAAGAGUACUCUGCAAUCUUUGUAGUUUUGCUUAAACAGGUAAGUAACUGUUCUUAGCUAUCAGCAGCAACUGUGACUGAAAUUAUCUGAGCUGAUUUUAUUUCAAGGAGUGGGAAGUUGUUAGUUCCCAUUAAGAUGUGAUGCUACAGCUACAGCCAAGUUAAGAAUCCUCUCCAUUCUCAACCUGUACCAGUUUAGGCUUAGAAAAAUUAAUCUACCAUAAAAAUAAAUGGAUGUGUCCAAGCCAGUAUAAAUAACACACCUGGAUUUCAUUUUUACCACAGACCAGGAAUGGUAGAACUGUGGAUAGCUGAAGGCUAAGGUGGUGUAAGAAUUAAGAAGUUUCUCUACAGUGGGUUAUUUUUUUUUAGCAAACAUAAUGCAACUUCAUUAUCUGAGGAGCAUGAGGUGUUAACGAAAUGGAUGUUUUUAAAAUUUAAAUUCCUUUUUGGAAGGAAUUUGGUCUCAGGCUUUGCUCCUGCUUCAGACUUUGGACAUGUUAUCUGCUAGGGCUAAGAUACAUUUGAACAUGUAACAGUUGGGUUUAAUUGCAUGACACACAAAGACUAGAACUUGCCUGCGAACAAUAAAGCAAAGGUACAUUUCAUGGGUCUCUCAUAUAUGAAGACAUGUAUAUAAAAUGUAUUUCAAUCUUGUUUGGCUUGAGUAUUCUCCCAGAAUGUAUGUUCUUACCUCAGCAUGUAUUGUAGUUGCUCAGUAUUUGUAUAUGUUGCUAGGACUUAGACUGUAUAAAUAGUGAGGGGGUUUUAUAUGUUAAAAAGUAUUUUAAAUAAAUUGUACAUACGUAUUACUCAGUA
Molecule: messenger RNA, 5794 nt
Organism: Hirundo rustica (Barn swallow)
Lineage: Eukaryota; Metazoa; Chordata; Aves; Passeriformes; Hirundinidae
Gene: DCBLD2
Product: discoidin, CUB and LCCL domain containing 2
Exons: 15
Coding region: 4-2172 (722 amino acids)
Source: RefSeq, a predicted model, not a curated record